AUGAGUAGCCACAGUCAUUCGGGCACAUCAUCGGCACAAGAAGUAGAUGUGGUUCGCAAAAAUGUGUCCGAUGAGGACGCAAACUCAAAUCUGUCAAGAAGAGCAGCAGCAGCAGCAGAAACAGUUGAUAAUAAUUCACAGCAAUCCUCCAGAACACAAGGAUCUUCUUUACAAAACCAAAAUGCUAAUAGAGUGAUGGACUAUGAUUCAGUUAUUUCGUCAGUAGCGUCAACCUCAAAGGAGUACGAGCAUUUGCAAGAACAACUUCGAGGGUCAAAGCCAGUACCUCGAGAAGAAUCAUGGUACAGGAGGUUUAUAGUUGGCAACUUGAUCAAAAACUUCGUGCCUGCUUAUUUCGUUUCAGUAAUGGGUACAGGAAUAUCAUCAACAAUCUUGUAUAGGUUCCCAUUUCCAGCUCAUUGGCUAGAAGUGUGCUCGUACAUCAUGUUUGGCAUAUGCUGCAUCUUAUUCAUUGUUAAUGUGAUUUUGUUCGUCAUGCAAUGCAUAUAUUUCCCCCAAAAGUUGAGAGCAUAUCAUGUCGACCCGUUGCAGGCGUCUUAUAUGGGUGCUUUUUCCAUGGGAUUUACAACUAUUGUAAACUAUACUUCCUUCAUCACCAAAGGCCAUCACAUGUAUUUGGUGUGGACGUUGUGGUGGAUAUCUGUCGCUUCUGCAGUCUACACUGCUUUCCCAAUCGUGUACUUUAGUUUCUUUUCCAAAUUGAAUGCAGUACAAUCUGACUCGAAAUUGAAUGCUACGUUGUUGCUUCCUAUUGUGGCGCUAACAGUGACGUCGUCCUCGGGUCAUCUAAUCGAGUUGAAUAUGUAUACAUUGAAUCAAAUUGUCAUUACCAUGAUUGUCAGUUACAUGUUGUGGGCAUUGUCAAUUUGUUUGGCGUUUGCAAUCAUCACUAUAUACAUAUGGAGGUUGAUCAUGCACAAGAUUCCCCCAACGCAGUUGAUAUUCACUGGAUUCUUGCCAGUGGGUUUCUUGGGCCAAUCGUCAUACAGUAUUUACUUAUUCGGCAAUAACUUGAACCAGCUAAUCCCGGAAGAAUUAGUGUACGGAAAAAUCUUCCUAUGCAUUGGAGGGUUCCUAGGAUUGUUUAUACUUUCAUUUGGCUACUACAUGACAUUUAUAGCUGUUGUGUCUAUCUUUUCAAAGAUACGACCAUUUGCCAAAACCCUCAAUGAUCAACAUACCAACAAGUACGGACUUUUGAAACACCACAAGGGUUUUUGGGCAAUGACUUUCCCUUUAUGUACCAUGUCUUUGUCCAACACCGAAGUUGGCAAAGGUGGUGUAGGGAACUACCCCUUACUAGCUUUUAAAGUUAUGGGUGCCGUUUUUGCUGUUGCCGGUAUUGGUAUAACUAUUGCUUGUCUUGUGGGGGUUGCCGUAUACACAAAUGGGCUUAUAAAGGGCGAAUUGGAAGUAAAGUAUAAAAAGUAUAAACAGAGAGAAAUGGUAUAG
This is a messenger RNA of Lodderomyces margitis, 1473 nucleotides long. It is a transcript of the gene SSU1, whose product is annotated as Ssu1p. The transcript has a single exon. The record is from RefSeq and is a predicted model, not a curated record. NCBI's taxonomy places the organism in Eukaryota, Fungi, Ascomycota, Pichiomycetes, Serinales, Debaryomycetaceae. Gene Ontology annotation, molecular function: sulfite transmembrane transporter activity. Gene Ontology annotation, cellular component: plasma membrane. Bases 1 to 1473 code for a protein of 490 amino acids. Gene Ontology annotation, biological process: sulfite transmembrane transport; transmembrane transport.